AAAUAAAUCAAUUCAAUGGAUACAUUCCAUCGAAAAUUUUUAAAAAUUUGUUGUGUGGAGGCUGAAUUCAACGUUGAUAGUGUAAAAUAUAUUAAUUCCACUUCCAAAUAAACAAAACAUCGCGUAUUAUAAAAUAAUAAAUUUAAGUCAACAUUGUACAAAUGUAUAUUGAAGACUAAUUUUGUUUUUUGUUUUUUAAUUAGUACAUUUGUAAAAUAAAAUUUCGUCGUGCGUACAUUAUUCUACGGUAACUUUUGCAGCAGCUGUUUUGUUAAUAAAUAUUACCAAAACGUGAGUUUGACAGUCACUGAACAGACUGCGUAUCGCUGCUGCUUGCGAUGACAUUUCGUUUUAGCAACCGAAAUAGUGUCAUUUGUCAAACACACACACCAUAAUCAAUGCAGCGCAUCCGACGUCAACGCUAGCGUCGCUGUUGUGGGCUUUUCACAGUGUUGUAUUCUAAUUAAUACGAGUGAAAAUUGUAAAUAUAGCGAACAGAAAAACACAACUUGUCGAAGGCUAUUUAACAUCUGGUGUUUUUACUAAUUUUCGGAGAAUUUCUCUCUUUAAUAAUUCCAUUCGAGAAAAAUACGAGAACGUACAACCCUGUUCGCUGCAGUCGACGUCGAAGCAACGGCGAACCGAAAAUUGACAAAAGUAGCGACUGUUUCACACGACAGCAGCAGUGCAGUCGAAAAUCAUGAAGUUUGUAAAUGGUAUAAGGGCAAAAUAGGAAAGAAGGAAGUGAAAAAGAUAAAGAAAGGAGGAAAAUAUAUUUUGACAAAGUGUUUCUCGUUCGUAAAUCCCGAAACAAACUACGUCUUAUAAAACAUAAUUUUCCAAAUUGAAAAUCACUUAAAAAAGAAAUUAAAGAAGCGUUAAAAAUCGUUAAAAAGUGCAAACAGUGAUCGCGGUCGGGCAAAUAAGCGCCUGGAAGCCGAGUAGACGGCGACGAGGACCAACGGCAACAGUAGCAGAGCAAUAUCGUGACCACUAAAAGUCACUACGCAAGGCUUCCAAUAAAAUUGAGUUACGUCCAAUAAAUUAACUUAGUACGCGUAUAAAAACGCCAUUUGGUAUUGCUAAAAUAUAAUAAUACCUGUAAAAAAACGAAAAAAGAUUCACAGGCGAUAAUUGGCCACAAUUAUGAGUGUUGUAAGACACUUCGUGCUGCUGUCACAGCUACCGAGGCUUGGACCAAAUUAUUAUUGGUUAAGAGGUGUCUGUUGCGCCAGUGUCACCCAAAUCAAGAACUCCAAUGACACCGUCACCUCAACACGUUGCUUGCACAACCACACAGAUCGCGGCGAUGCUUUCCGCACAUCCGUGAUACCCACGGCGACAUCAUCGCACGGCGGCAACACCACCAGCGACACCUCAUCGGGCGCAGGCGCUACUAGUGGCGGUUCGACGGGUGGCGUUAGUGGCGGCGCUUCGAGUGCAGGCAGCGGCGGUGAACCACCCAAUGAUAAAAAUAUACUCUCAUGUCCGAAAUGCGGUAAUCCAUGCACUCAGGUGGAGACGUUCGUCAGUUCGACGCGUUUCGUAAAAUGCGCCAAAUGUAACCACUUCUUUGUCGUACUCUCCGAGGUCGAUUCGAAGAAGAGUCCAAAAGACGAGCCGAAAAAUUAUCGCAAACCACCACCACCCCCACAGAAGAUUAUGGAAUACCUAGAUCGUCAUGUGGUCGGGCAGGAUUUUGCGAAGAAAGUGCUUUCAGUUGCCGUUUACAAUCACUACAAACGUAUUCAUCACAAUUUGCCGCAAGUGCAGACGCAAACGACCAUACAGACCGCCGAAGCAAUGGGGCGUACAGAUUUGCUGCAUAUCUCCGGCAUUGGGCAUACAAUUUCCAACACAUCAGGCACCGAGUUGCCACCGAAGGGCCACAUGUCGGGUGGUGGCGGACAUCAUGCGCAUUCGGACUCUGGUUCGGAAAUAUUGGAUAAACAAAAUUACGAAGUGAAGCUGGAGAAGAGUAACAUUUUGAUGUUGGGUCCGACUGGUUCGGGAAAAACCUUGAUUGCCCAAACAAUCGCGCGCUGUCUUGAUGUACCGUUUGCGAUCUGUGACUGUACCACACUCACACAAGCCGGCUAUGUGGGCGAGGACAUUGAAAGCGUAAUUUCAAAGCUGUUACAAGACGCCAAUUACAAUGUUGAACGCGCUCAAACCGGCAUCGUGUUCUUGGAUGAAGUCGAUAAAAUCGGCGCGGUACCCGGCAUUCACCAGCUGCGUGAUGUUGGUGGUGAAGGUGUGCAACAGGGAAUGCUAAAAAUGCUGGAAGGUACGAUCGUCAAUGUACCCGAACGCAAUUCGCCGCGUAAGCUGCGAGGCGAGACAGUGCAAGUGGAUACAACGAAUAUACUAUUUGUAGCGUCAGGCGCCUACACUGGUUUGGAUCGACUCAUUGCUAGACGAAUCAACGAAAAGUAUUUGGGUUUCGGUAUACCCUCAACAAAUUCGUCCGGACGUCGCGCCGCUCAAUCGACGGCCUCCCCCAUGGACAGUGAUCAGGAGGAGCGCGACAAAAGCCUAAAAAAAGUGCAAGCCAGAGAUCUCGUUGAAUUCGGAAUGAUACCUGAAUUCGUUGGUCGCUUUCCUGUCAUUGUGCCUUUCCACAGCCUCAAUGUGAGUAUGUUGGUGCGCAUUCUAACCGAACCUAAGAAUGCUUUAAUACCGCAAUACAAGGCGCUCAUCGGCAUGGAUAAGGUGGAAUUGACAUUCGAACGGGAUGCCAUCGAAUCAAUAGCCGCCAUGGCGAUGGAGCGUCACACCGGUGCACGUGGCCUGCGUUCAAUUAUGGAGCAAUUGCUGCUCGAUCCGAUGUUUUUGGUGCCCGGCUCCGAUAUCACCGGCGUGCACAUAACCGCCGAAUAUGUGAAGGGCGAUGCCCAGCCUGUGUACGUACGAAAGGAGAACGGCGAUGCUGGUGCCGCGGAUGAGAACGAUAGUGAGGGUAAAAACUAUGAGGACAGCGAAAGCGCCAAAGUACGCAUCACGCAAUAGAACGGCACGGUGUGACACAUACAGCUGCUAAGUCGGGAUGUUGGCAAAAAUGUUGCAACAACAUGUUGCGCUAGCCUUGAAGUGAUCGAGUGCUUUAACUAUAAAAUGCAAUUGUAUAUCUGUCAGUUUUAAAGAAACUAAAUUUUUGCGGUUGCGUUGUGGCGUUACGUUAGUCCUCCUUUCACUACAACAACAACAACAAUAGCCACACAACUACAAGUACUGUUCAUAUUUUACGUUAUUUGUUAAUUAAAUGCUAAAUCUGCAAGAAAAUCUAAAAAAAUCAAAGGCAAAAAACAUUAAGAUAUCAAAAUAACAACAAGAAACCAUUAUCAAAUAACAAUUAUAUAUCUAUUAUUAAAUGAGAACUUAUGUAU
Anastrepha obliqua is the source of this 3386-nucleotide messenger RNA. RefSeq names its product ATP-dependent Clp protease ATP-binding subunit clpX-like, mitochondrial (gene ClpX). Gene Ontology annotation, molecular function: zinc ion binding; ATP hydrolysis activity; protein dimerization activity. The record is from RefSeq and is a predicted model, not a curated record. Gene Ontology annotation, biological process: protein folding; protein catabolic process; proteolysis. The transcript is spliced from 7 exons. NCBI's taxonomy places the organism in Eukaryota, Metazoa, Arthropoda, Insecta, Diptera, Tephritidae. The coding region runs from base 1147 to 3009 and encodes 620 amino acids. Gene Ontology annotation, cellular component: mitochondrial matrix.